Porites lobata is the source of this 572-nucleotide messenger RNA. The record is from the annotation of a GenBank genome assembly. Lineage: Eukaryota; Metazoa; Cnidaria; Anthozoa; Scleractinia; Poritidae.
AUGGAGCCGUUAACAUAGAAGAGAGUCAAACCGUAAACAAGUUGUCCUCACGUGGUGGCUAUCGAAAUCAACGGAAUUGGAACGCCAAAGCUGGCACAAACGAAGAUGGCGGACGCGCAACUGACAAGAAGUCACGCAACUGGAAGUCACGCGGUGAUGGUCACGAGAUCCGGAAAUCAAGUGAUAAGUGCGGAAGUUGCGGUGGACACUACUCCCAUCCCGGAGGAAAAACGUCCUGUCUCGCUUAUCAAGCCACUUGCCGGGGCUGUGGCAAGUUAAACCACUUUGAAGCAGCUGUAUGUAGAUCCAAAGGAAAAGGGAGUAGCCGAAACAAACGCCGACCCACAGUGAACAAAGUGAGCAAGGACGAAUCAAGUGACGAAGGUGAAGUAUACACGUUCUCCCUGAGUACGAAGACCCUGAAGGAUCAGCCUCUCUUCAAGAUCAAGGUACAUGACAUGCCAGUAACGAUUAUGGCUGACUCUGGAGCGAGCAUAAAUAUCCUGGAUGAAAAGGAAUACCGCAGGUUACCCAAUUGUCCCAAGCUUGAACCGUGUAGUGUGAAAAUUUAA